Aspergillus saccharolyticus JOP 1030-1 is the source of this 1233-nucleotide messenger RNA. RefSeq lists its product as uncharacterized. Gene Ontology annotation, biological process: late endosome to vacuole transport via multivesicular body sorting pathway. Bases 1 to 1233 code for a protein of 410 amino acids. Gene Ontology annotation, cellular component: multivesicular body. NCBI's taxonomy places the organism in Eukaryota, Fungi, Ascomycota, Eurotiomycetes, Eurotiales, Aspergillaceae. The transcript has 4 exons. The record is from RefSeq and is a predicted model, not a curated record.
AUGGCCAGUAAUAUCCCAGCUAGUCUGAAAUCUGCCGAUAUUGGGCGAUUUGCCCUCAGAGCAGCUCAGCUCGAACGCACAAAGCCCGUCGUGGCCUACUGGUGUAACUUUUGGAUUGUCAAUCAGAUAAUUGAGCGAGGAUUACACACUUCUGAUGGCGAGGUCAAGCUGUAUACGACAGAACUAGUGGACAAGCUGGAGCAAUUCAAGAAUGAGAACCCUGACAAUGACGCCGUGACGGAUGCUGUAGCAGCCAAUGCCUACGUAGAGCAGUUUGCUCUGGAGGUUUUUGGGCGUGCUGAGGCGACGAUGAAAGCCAACAGAGUGACAAGACAAACAGCAGAUACGUUUCAAGCAGCUGCCACGUUUCUUGAAUUGUGCCAAAUCUGGAAUCCUCCGGAGGCUGAGAUGGCCGCAAAGAUCAAAUUCGCCAAGUACCACGCUGUCAGAAUUAUCAAAGCGAUCAAAGCUGGAGAGGAUCCGAAUGCGUCAAAUCCUGUGGCUAUUGAGGAAGAGGAAGAUGAAGGGGCAGACCUUGAGCCUAAAGCAGACGACCCGGAGGUGCAGGCCAUUGUUGGAACUUUGCCCACCCAGCCCAGGCAGCCGUCUGUAGAGGAUGUUGUUGAUGAUGCGGAACAAGCAUCGCAAGCACCACUUACCUUACCGGACACACCAAAUACAACGAGAGACUAUAGCUCGGGCCACCAAAGGACCAUGUCGCCUUCCGGAGUAAAGGCGGAGGAUGACACGGACCAUGGACUGGAGCUUCCAUCUGCACCGGAAACGUUUGCAUCUUUGUCAGACCCCGUGCCUGAUCUCCCGGAUACUCCAGGGAAGAGUCAUGCUCCUGCGCCUUCCGACUCAUUCCAUUCAUUCCCGCCGCCAUCUAACAUGGGUCCUGCAACUCCAUCCGUGCCCUCUCAUGACGCAAGUUAUUUCUACUCCAAGCCGUCUCCUAGCGCCGCAGUUCCUCCACCAUUCGUGCAGUCCACGUCAGGAACAGUCCCUAUCGUCGCACGCCCGGCGCACCAGAACUUCCCAAGUCCAACACCUCCAGCACCAGCACCUGCUGCUCCACUUUUGGGUUCGACGAAUGCUCAGCCGGUUGAUGAUCAAGCUAUCGCGCUUGCACAAAAGCAUGCUCGCUGGGCGGUGUCAGCACUGACAUUUGAUGAUAUCAAUACAGCAAUUAAGGAACUCAGAAAUUCAUUGCGCUAUCUGGGAGCAGAAUGA